This is a messenger RNA of Clunio marinus, 180 nucleotides long. The record is from the annotation of a GenBank genome assembly. Lineage: Eukaryota; Metazoa; Arthropoda; Insecta; Diptera; Chironomidae.
AUGCAACCGAAAUGUGUGAACUGCUGUCUCUGUAUAAGUUUACGAUCCACUUCUACUUCAAAUUAUUGUGUACAACGUAAAAACAUGAAACUGCUAAAUGUCUUGAAUAUUUACAAUGUUCGACCAUAUUUAUUAAAUAAAAUGAGGAAUAAAAUUAAUAGAACUUUUGCUUAUGCUUGA